Molecule: messenger RNA, 2228 nt
Organism: Adelges cooleyi (spruce gall adelgid)
Lineage: Eukaryota; Metazoa; Arthropoda; Insecta; Hemiptera; Adelgidae
Gene: crp
Product: transcription factor AP-4
Exons: 6
Coding region: 397-1590 (397 amino acids)
Biological process (GO): regulation of transcription by RNA polymerase II
Cellular component (GO): nucleus
Molecular function (GO): protein dimerization activity; DNA-binding transcription factor activity, RNA polymerase II-specific; RNA polymerase II cis-regulatory region sequence-specific DNA binding
Source: RefSeq, a predicted model, not a curated record
CGCCAUAACGCAGUCCAUUGUGUCGGUGUACGUUCGUGUGGUAACGUCAGGCGCGCGCCAUUUUUUUUCUCCUCUCUACACCGUCCGUUCGGAUAAACAUUAUUAUAUUGUUCGCAACGCAAUCGGGCCGAGACAGCCGCGAUCCGUUUGCCGACGCCGUGUAAGUUGUUCGAUAAAAUUUUUUUUUAAAACUGUUAUCGGCCGCGUGCGUGAGUGCGAGUGACGAAAACAAAAAAAAAAACACCGAAAUUAACGACUACCCGGCGUGUACUCGCGGUACGCGGUGAGCAAUUUCGAGCGGCGGCGGCGGACCGUCGUGAGUACAUAUACGACGCCGCACGCUCUUCGGUGGCUGCGCGUGAUUUUGGCCACCGCGGACGCCAGCACCACCGAGUCAUGGACACGGCCAUAACGAUCAGGACGGAAGACCGGUUCGACGAUUUACAGCAAUACGACCACGAGGACCUGAACUAUUGCAGUCUGACGAACGCGUCCGAGGAAGGAGCGGACUCGCCGCCGUCGGGACUGACGCCCAUCGUGGUGGGCCACAGGACGCCGCAGAUGAGCGCCACGAUGGAGCACGAGAAAAGGAUGCGCCGGGAAAUCGCCAACUCCAACGAGAGGCGCCGCAUGCAGUCGAUAAACGCGGGAUUCCAGAACCUGCGCACCCUCAUACCGCACCACGAGGGCGAAAAACUCAGCAAGGCCGCCAUACUGCAACACACGGCCGACUACAUUUACCAGUUGGAACAAGAGAAAACGAGACUAUUGUCGCAGAACUGUCAGCUGAAACGGCUGGUCAGCAAACAGGAGGGCGAACUGCUGAGCACGGCCAGCGUGCACAAGAAACGCAAAUUGGAAGACCCUGCGGGUCUCGACGACGGCGGUAUUAUGAUGGACGAGAUGACCGAACUGCGAGCGCACCUAGAACGCGAGCAGAGCCUUCGGAUGGAGCUCGAGGAGCAGCUGAAAGAAUAUGCUGCUCGUUUGGGAGAAACGUACGUGGAACCACCCAAGUCCAAGGAGAGCUCUCAGACUACCAUCCAAUACCACCACAACACGAACACGUGUGUAGUCGGCGAAGAAGCCGGUAUGGAGAUCAUCGAAGUGAACGAUUCGGAAAACCUGGUGGUGCAACGAGAGCCGCAAGACGAUAGCUCGCUGAUCAAGACUGAACCCGAUGUGCUGGAAGACGAUCGGCUUAAAGCGGUGGUGGACGUCGUGGAGUCGGUUGUUCAGCCCCAGCAACAGCAGGAGCCGCAACAGCAACCACAGCAGCAACAGCAGCAAGUGCUCCCUUCCGCCAGGGUCUACCUGACCAGCACGUCCAGGCAAAACUUGGAGACCAUCGUCGAAGCCAUCAGACACCUGGAGGGCGACCAUCUGUUCAGCGACGAUCACCAAGACGCUCCGUUAGCGCUGACCAAGCACGCGGCCGCCAGCAAUCAAAAAUUGCUCAAGGUGGAAAUGAAUCCCUUCCUCCAAUUCCACAGUGGUUCCCAGACGUCUCAGGGUUCUACGGUGGUAACGUCCAACACCUCAGUGCGACCGUCCAGGCCUGGUGUCAUUGUCGGCAAACAAGUGUCGUGACUUUGUUCGAGUUAAUUAAGUGUACAUGUUAAAGAAAAACAUUUUAUAAUAAGAUAAAUGAAAAAUGAAAAAAAAAGAGAGAAUGCUGUAUGCUUAUGUUACCACCGCAAUUCCCCACUUUUUUUUUUAAUAUUAAAGAAAAAUACUAAUUGAUUUCUACGUGUGUAAUCUUUUCGUCGGGAAAUUGUGAAAUGUUUUUCUUCGAUUGUGAUGUGUCGUGUGUGUUCGGUUUCAGAUACGUUAAAAAGUAAUGUAACAAAUAAUUUAAUAAGAAAAAAAAUCUACGAUAUUAUUAUUCUCAUUUUUAAAUUAAUGACUGUGUUUUUUUUUUCUCUAGUUUUUAGUAUACAUAUAUAUAUAUGUAUAAACCAUUUUGAUUGAUUUUACUUUUGUAAUUAUUAUAUAUGAAUAAUAAAUGUUUACUGUCAUACACUGUACUCGGAAAAAAAAAAAAGAUGCCACAACAGAAAUAUGUUCAAACAGUGUUGUUACUCUAUUUGAUCUUGUCCGACAGCCAUAAAAAAAAAAACAAUUAUAUUUUUUUAUGAAUUUUGUAACAUUGUAAAUUAACGAUUCAUUUUCAUUGUAUUCUUUCGUUUGUUUUUGACAUUUAUUUAUAUAUCACAUGUUGAUUUUUA